UCACACGUGCUGGGCGACAUUCCACGAUACGCUGCAACACACUGCCGAGCCGGAGAACCCUGAAAAACUCCAGACUGGUCUGCAAGAAAGACGACGUCCACGUCUGCAUCAUGUGCCUGCGCGCUAUCAUGAACUAACAGUAUGGCUUCAACAUGGUUAUGUCACACCCACAUGCUGUGAAUGAAAUUGCACUAAGUCUCAACAAUAAAAACCCGAGAACCAAAGCUCUGGUCUUAGAGCUCCUGGCGGCAGUUUGUCUCGUGAGAGGAGGCCACGAAAUCAUUCUCUCUGCGUUCGACAACUUUAAGGAGGUGUGUAUGGAGGAGCAGCGGUUUGAGAAGCUAAUGGAGUAUUUCAAGAACGAAGACAACAACAUCGACUUCAUGGUGGCCUGUAUGCAGUUUAUCAACAUCGUGGUGCACUCGGUGGAGGACAUGAACUUCAGAGUUCACCUACAGUACGACUUCACCAAGCUGUGUCUGGACGACUACUUAGACAAACUAAAGCAUACAGAGAGUGAUAAGCUGCAGGUUCAGAUCCAGGCCUACUUGGAUAAUGUGUUUGACGUGGGAGCCCUUCUGGAGGAUGCCGAGACCAAAAACGCCGCUCUGGAGCGGGUAGAGGAGCUGGAGGAGAACAUGUCACAUAUGACAGAGAAGCUGCUGGACACAGAGAACGAGGCCAUGUCAAAGAUCGUGGAGUUGGAGAAGCAGCUGAUGCAAAGGAACAAGGAGCUUGAAUCGAUCAGGGAAGUCUACAAAGACACCAGCUCACAGGUGCACACACUGCGGCAGAUGUUAAAGGAGAAGGACGAGGCCAUCCAGCGACAGAGCAACCUGGAAAAGAAGAUCCACGAGCUGGAGAAACAAGGCACCAUCAAGAUCCAGAAGAAGGGAGACGGAGACAUCUCCAUCCUGCCCUCACCGCCCUCUGCCGUGCAGGGCUUGCCAGGUGCUGUGAUUGGAGGAACCGGUGCAGCUGUCAGUCCAAAUCAUACAGGAGUCGUGGCGGGAGCUCCACCACCACCUCCUCCACCCCCUCCACUACCAGUGAAUGGCACAUUGUCAAAUGGACCUUCGUCAGCCAUUCCCGCAGCAGCAGCAGCUCCCCCACCUCCGCCGCCUCCCCCUCCACCUCCCCCUCCUCCUCCAGGGCCAGCCUCACAGAUCUCAGUACCUAUACCUCCUCCGCCUCCUCCUGUAGCGCCUCCACUGCCCGGCUGUGGGACACCAACUGUCAUCAUGAACUCUGGGUUAGCGGAGGGACCCAUCAAACUUUUCUCUGUUAAGAUCAAGAAACCCAUCAAGACAAAGUUCCGCAUGCCUGUCUUCAACUGGGUCGCCCUGAAACCAAACCAGAUCAACGGGACCGUCUUCAAUGAGAUUGAUGAUGAGAGGAUACUCGAGGACCUGAACGUGGACGAGUUCGAGGAGAUGUUUAAGACAAAAGCCCAGGGCCCGGCAAUCGACAUCACCUCAAACAAGCAGAAGGUCAUCCAGAAGGGGCCGAACAAGGUGGCGCUACUGGACUCUAACAGAGCGAAGAACCUGGCCAUCACGCUGAGAAAAGUGGGCAAGACUUCUGAGGAGAUCUGCAAGGCCAUACAGAUCUUUGAUCUGAGAACUCUGCCCGUGGACUUCGUGGAAUGUCUGAUGCGUUUCCAACCCACCGAAAAUGAGAUUAAAGUCCUGCGGCAGUUUGAGAAGGAGCGCAAGCCGCUGGAGAGCCUGACGGACGAGGACCGCUUCAUGAUGCAGUUCAGUAAAAUCGAGCGGCUCAUGCAGAAGAUGACCAUCAUGGCCUUCAUCGGCAACUUCUGUGAGAGUGUGCAGAUGCUCACGCCGCAACUUCACGCAGUCAUCGCAGCAUCUGUGUCCAUCAAGUCAUCACAGAAGUUAAAGAAAAUUCUAGAGAUUAUCUUGGCGCUUGGAAACUACAUGAACAGCAGCAAAAGAGGAGCCGUGUACGGAUUCAAGCUGCAAAGUUUAGACUUGCUACUUGAUACCAAGUCGACAGACCGUAAGAUAACGUUGUUACACUACAUAGCCAAUGUAGUAAAGGAGAAAUACUCUCAAGUUGCUCUCUUCUACAACGAGCUGCACUACGUGGAGAAAGCUGCAGCAGUGUCGUUGGAGAACGUCCUGCUGGAUGUUAAGGAGCUGCAGAGAGGCAUGGAGCUGACCAAAAGAGAGUACAGCAUGCACGGCCACAACACCAUGCUCAAAGACUUCAUCACACACAAUGAGAGCAAGCUGAAGAAGCUGCAGGAUGACGCCAAGAUUGCACAGGAUGCCUUUGACGAAGCUGUUAAGUUCUUCGGGGAGAACUCCAAAACGACGCCGCCCUCCGUCUUCUUCCCUGUGUUUGUGCGAUUUGUUAAGGCGUACAGGCAAGCAGAGGAGGACAACGAGCAGAAAAAGAGACAGGAGCAGCUUUUGAUGGAGAAACUUCUAGAACAGGAGGCCAUGAUGGAGGAAGACCAGAAGUCUCCAUCCAAGAACAAGCGGCAGCAGCAAGAGCUGAUCCAGGAGCUCAGGAGGAAACAGGUGAAAGACAGCCGCCAUGUCUACGAAGGCAAAGAUGGAGCGAUUGAGGACAUCAUCACGGCCCUAAAGAAGAAUAAUAUUACUAAAUUUCCCAAUGUCUACUCGAGGGUAAGGAACUCCUCCAGUAGCACACCUGUAGUGGUGGAUGUGUCCCAAACCUGGCAAGCAUCUCUUUAUUACCUCCCUUCCUGUCUUACUGUCCUCUCAUGUAGAACCACUCAGUACCUCUCUCUGUUCUCCCCUCACUUUAUCUACCUCAUAUCAGUAAGUUUGAAAGUCUAACACUGUAAAAUAGCUCUUUUCAAUAGUUUACUCACCCUUCUUUUGGGUAAGGAUCAUCUUAGUCUCACAAGGUUUUCCACUAUGGCCUGUCUCAGUCGUAACACCCAGAGACAUCAGACCUACAAGGCUUUUUUUUCUGUGUAGAACUCAUGCUGCUUUGAAAGACAGGCUGCCAGCACCCUGAGCAUGUGGGCUCAUGAAAUUGCCUCGACAAGAUGACUGACAGCUCUUUUUAUCCCCCCUCCUCCUCCCCAUCCAAUCCCUUCCCUCCAUCUCAGAUUUGAGGAAUCAGCCUUACAGGCGAGCAGACGCUGUGCGGAGGAGUGUCAGGAGACGCUUUGAUGAUCAGAACCUGCGGCCGGUGAACAACGGCGAAGUGGUCAUGUGACGAGGGAGCAGUGCAUGUGCUGGGAGGGGAUGGCGACAGUGAGGAUGCGUUAGAGAGGGAGAGACAGGAGGUUUGAAGGAUGAUAAGUGAAAGAUGACAAGUGUAGCAACCAUAGAGAUGAGUAUGUAUAUAUAUUACAUAUGAAUACACGUUAUUCCAUGUCUGUGGUAUAGUAGCAGCUUUUCACGAUGAAGGACUGGGACAUGUGUGGGACUGAACUUUAAGUGUCUGAAAGGUUGAUUGAGAAACCUUAGACAAGCCAAGUGCCUGAACUUAUAUUGUUUGUCUGAUGACUGUUUCUAAUAUUACCCCACUUUAAGCAAUACAACUUGACCUGGCUUUAAUUUUAAAGGAACAGAUCACCCCAAAGUCAAAAAUAUAUUUUUCCCCUUUUACCUGUAGUGCUGUUUAUUAGUCUAGAUUGUUUUGGUGUCAAUUGCUGAGUGUUGGAGGUAUCGGCUGUAGAGAUGAGAUACAUUGGAAAUACACUGAACAAAAUUUAAACGCAUCGAGUUUUGGUCGCAAAUUCAGGAGGUAGUUGUAAUCAUGCUUUUUUAAUGUCACACCUGUCAGGUGGAUCUUGUCUUUACAUAAAUCAUGACCCGGUUACUCGUGCAGAAGGAAGUGUGCAUCUACUGCUAGCUCACCUAACCCCACCAAGCUAGCUAACGUUACAGUUCAGA
Epinephelus lanceolatus (giant grouper) is the source of this 3899-nucleotide messenger RNA. The record is from RefSeq and is a predicted model, not a curated record. NCBI's taxonomy places the organism in Eukaryota, Metazoa, Chordata, Actinopteri, Perciformes, Serranidae.